Molecule: messenger RNA, 7534 nt
Organism: Equus caballus (horse)
Lineage: Eukaryota; Metazoa; Chordata; Mammalia; Perissodactyla; Equidae
Source: RefSeq, a predicted model, not a curated record
AUAAUUAAGUAUAGAUUAAGUAAUGAUUGAAAUACUUUAAGGAAUAAAAUGAAAUUUUAUUUACAGAGACAAUUCAUAUUAUACAUCAAAACAUUUUUGAAAAUUGAGGUAGUGGUAUAUAGUGAAAAGAGCAGUGAAUGAAAUCUGUGUAUAGUGGUCCUGGUUCUCCUGCAUAAUAGCCUUGUGACCUGGGCAGGAUGACAAUGACUUGGAGUAGUUUUCUAAUCUGAGAAUAAUAACUAUAAAGCUUACUUCACAUGACUGCUGAAGGAUGAAAUAUUAUAUAUGAAAGUACUUUAAAAAUAGAAAACACUCUAACUAUAAAAAUGGUGCUAUUAUUACAUGUUUUGCUAAAGAGCUCAUUUUAUAAAAUCCUUGUAGGGUAAAUGAGAAAGGGCUGUGUGCCUCUUUCUCAUGUUGUGGUGUGUUCUUCAGAAGGAAAAAGGAUCUUAAGAUUAGUGUAUAAUAAGUGAGUGGUUUGUGUUGGUGACAGUUUUCAAAACCAUUCAGGUAAGCAAGUAAAUAAAUUUUAGCCAGCGUCUGGGAAGAAGGAUGGAAUGAAAAGCUGGAAAAGAUAAUAGAAAAAUAAGUUAAAUUCUUUUACAAGAAUUUGAACUCAAAAAGAUUGUCCCAGAUGUUGGAAUUUAAUAAUGUCAAAUGUUGCUUGCAUUAAGCCUUAUUUUUGGAAUUUGAGUUUAUUCCUUUGCCACUUUAAUCAGCUGUAUUCUAUCUGGAGUAUAGACUCUAUCACUAGAGUGUAUUUUCAAGGAGAAUUGUGCUUCAGCCUGUUGUGUAGUUCAGGCCUGACUGAAACUGAUGCAGAGCCUGUACAAAGAAGGAGGUGGAUUCUAGAUGGGUUAGGAGAUUACAGGUAGAGUAUAGGAGAUAAGAAACAAAGGGAAUCUAUGAAGGCUAGCUUGAGCAACUAGAUAAGAGGCAUCUACUAAACUAAGGAACAUUUGAGAAGCAGUAGAUGUGUGGAAAAGAAUAGGAGUUUGGUUUUGGAGAGUUAUGCUUGUGUAUAAGACAGUCUACUUGUACGGAUGUGUAUCAAGCAACAUAGUAUAGAUGUUUAAAUCAUGCGUAUUUUGGAGUCCAGAGACUGGGUUCACCAUUUACUUAGCUAUGUGACCUUAAACAGGUUACUUCACCUUCUUUUAAGUCUUUGUUUUCUCAUCUAUAAUUGAGACAAUAGUAAACUCUCAAAAGGUUAUUAUAAAAAUUAAACAUAAUAAUAAAGUGUUUAAACAUAGUACUUGGCACGUAGUACCAAACAGAUUUUGGUUAACAGUAAAACUUUGCACUCAAAUGUGUAGAGUAAGAUGGAAAGACCAUUAAAUGGAUGAUCUUCGUUUGAUAUAAGUUGCGGAUCUAUUUUAAAAGUUUGGCAUUCGUUUUGCAUAGCAUAUUUACAACACAAUUUCUUAUACUGUAGAUAUUAAUCCAAAACAUCUUUCAUUUUUGGACAAUCUUUUAAAAAUAUGACAUUAAUUUCUCUACCACUUUACUGACAAUGGCAAGUGUGACUUGCUCCAAGCCAUCUGCUUUGAUUUGGGAAGCAGCCUAUUUACAUUUGGUACAUUUUGGUGAAUGAUAGCAGAGAAAACUUUACCUGGAAGGCCUAUGUCCUUCUGGCACAGCAGAGUAGAAGAGGUGUGAAACUGCAUAUUCUGAAUAGCAGUUAGGCAGAUGGAAGCCUGGUUGAAAGCAUUAGGAAUGGGAUGUCCACAAGGCAAUCUCUGAGGCUAGAUGUGGGAGGAAGGAUAGGUUAUACCACUAAAAUGAGGCUCUCACUGACUUAGAUCUUUAUCUCUACUCAAAUUCCUGAAGCCUAAACCCCUUUUCAUUAAUCUUCUCUCUAGUUCUGUUGGAUUCUGCUCCCACCGCAAGAGAAAUAAAGACUUAGCGUAUCAAGUUAAACCAUGAAUAAAUUUUCCUGUAGAACUAUUUAUUGUUAAAUAUAGCAGUUAGGUUUCAAUAUAAUACUAUUCAUUUGAUAAGUUACUGAUUAGAAAGUUUUUUGAGCUAACUUGGGGAACUAUAACCUCAUCCUUAUAAUAGUUCUCAAGUAUAUUACGUUUUUUAAAUAUGGAAAAUGUGUCACAUGUCCUCAUUUCCAGAGCAGAACCUGAAUGUCCUCAAAUUAUUGCAUGUUGCUGUUUUUUUCAGGCUUCAGUAAUCUUAAAUCAUUUUUCUCUUGUAGCAUCUUAAACUUCUGCUGUUUAGAAUUAGCAUAUAAUUAAUUAUCUGGUCAUGUUGAGAACCUGAAUGACUCAGAUGCCUACUGGAGAGACAUCUGCUUAAUUGAGGAAAAGAACUCAUCAAUCACCAAAUCACACUCUUACUUCCUCUUACAGGGCUACCUCACUGCUUUAAGAUUAGAUUCUUUUUUGUUUAACUACCAAAUCAAUGUGGUAAUAUCCUAACUACAGGUGUAUUUAGAUGGAAGACAGUUACUAUAAUACCUUAGAAAAUCGAGAAGUAAUCAACUAUUUCUUACUAACUACCUGUCUAAAAAUGGCUUCAGGUGAAAAAUACUUUAAAAGGCGUUUUGAAAUACAUACUGUCUAAAAUCCUUUGGUAAUUUGUUGUAGCCAAACAGUUCAAAUAAUUUUAAAAUAUGUAAUAUAAACUCAUUUACAAAAUUGGAGAAAGGUAAAAAAACACCUGAAUAAUCUUGUUAUUUUAGCAUCUAUUACAGUUCUGAUAUGUUUCUAUAUUGUUCUUUAUCACAUACACAUUUGAAAUAUUAAUUCAUUUAACAAAUAUGUGUUGAGUGCUGGUUUUGUCAGGCGCUGUCCUAGGCACUCAGAGGUACAGCAGUUACAAUGUCUGGACUCGGAAACUUACGUUCUACAUAUAAGAAACAGAAGGAGAAUAUAUUAAAAUGUUUAUGCGAGGUCGGCCAAUUACAAUGUUCAUUCCUUCUGAUGUUGACAACUAUGAUGACAUCAGAACAGAACUGCCUCCUGAGAAGCUCAAACUGGAGUGGGUAUAUGGUUAUCGAGGAAAGGACUGUCGAGCUAAUGUUUACCUUCUUCCUACCGGGGAAAUAGUGUAUUUCAUAGCAUCAGUAGUAGUACUAUUUAAUUACGAGGAGAGAACUCAACGACACUACCUGGGUCAUACAGACUGUGUGAAAUGCCUUGCUAUACAUCCUGACAAAAUUAGGAUUGCAACUGGACAGAUAGCUGGAGUGGAUAAAGAUGGAAGGCCUCUGCAACCCCAUGUCAGAGUGUGGGAUUCAGUUAGUCUAUCCACACUGCAAGUUAUUGGACUUGGAACUUUUGAGCGAGGAGUAGGAUCCCUGGAUUUUUCAAAAGCAGAUUCAGGUAUUCAUUUAUGUGUUAUCGAUGACUCCAAUGAGCAUAUGCUUACUGUAUGGGAUUGGCAGAAAAAAUCAAAAGGAGCAGAAAUAAAGACAACAAAUGAAGUUGUUUUGGCUGUGGAGUUCCAUCCAACAGAUGCAAAUAUCAUAAUAACGUGUGGUAAAUCUCAUGUUUUAUUCUGGACCUGGAGUGGCAAUUCACUAACAAGAAAACAGGGAAUUUUUGGGAAAUAUGAAAAACCAAAAUUUGUGCAGUGUUUAGCAUUCUUGGGGAAUGGAGAUGUUCUUACUGGAGACUCAGGUGGAGUCAUACUUAUAUGGAGCAAAACUACUGUAGAACCCACACCUGGGAAGGGGCCUAAAGGUGUUUAUCAGAUCAGCAAACAAAUCAAAGCUCAUGAUGGCAGUGUGUUCACACUUUGUCAGAUGAGAAAUGGGAUGUUAUUAACUGGAGGAGGGAAAGACAGAAAAGUAAUUCUGUGGGAUCAUGAUCUGAAUCCUGAAAGAGAAAUAGAGGUUCCUGAUCAGUAUGGAACAAUCAGAGCUGUAGCAGAGGGAAAAGGAGAUCAAUUUUUAGUAGGCACAUCACGAAAUUUUAUUUUACGAGGAACAUUUAAUGAUGGCUUCCAAAUAGAAGUACAGGGUCAUACAGAUGAGCUUUGGGGUCUUGCCACACAUCCUUUCAAAGAUUUGCUCCUGACAUGUGCUCAGGACAGACAGGUGUGCAUGUGGAACUCAGUGGAACACAGGCUGGAAUGGACAAGGCUUGUAGAUGAACCAGGACACUGUGCAGAUUUUCAUCCAAGUGGCACAGUGGUGGCCAUAGGAACGCACUCAGGCAGGUGGUUUGUUCUGGAUGCAGAAACCAGAGAUCUAGUUUCUAUCCACACAGACGGGAACGAACAGCUCUCUGUGAUGCGCUACUCAGUAGAUGGCACCCUCCUGGCUGUAGGAUCUCAUGACAACUUUAUUUACCUCUAUGUAGUCUCAGAAAAUGGAAGAAAAUAUAGCAGAUAUGGAAAGUGCACUGGACAUUCCAGCUAUAUCACACACCUUGACUGGUCCCCAGACAACAAGUAUAUAAUGUCUAACUCGGGAGACUAUGAGAUAUUGUACUGGGACAUUCCAAGUGGCUGCAAACUAAUUAGGAAUCGAUCGGAUUGUAAGGACAUCGAUUGGACGACAUACACCUGUGUACUAGGCUUUCAAGUCUUUGGUGUCUGGCCGGAAGGAUCCGAUGGGACAGAUAUCAAUGCUCUGGUGCGAUCCCACAACAGAAAGGUGAUAGCUGUUGCUGAUGACUUUUGCAAAGUCCAUUUGUUUCAGUAUCCCUGCUCUAAAGCAAAGGCUCCCAGUCACAAGUACAGUGCCCACAGCAGCCAUGUCACCAAUGUGAGUUUUACUCACAGUGACAGUCACCUGAUUUCAACUGGUGGAAAAGACAUGAGCAUCAUCCAGUGGAAACUUGUGGAAAAGUUAUCUUUGCCUCAGAAUGAGAUUGCAGCAGAUACUACUCUAACCAAAGCCCCCAUCUCUUCCCGUGAAAGUGUCAUGCCGUCUGAGACUCCCACACUGCCUCCUUCCCAGCCCUUAAAUGAGACAGCUGAAGAAGAAAGUAGAAUAAGCAAUUCUCCCACGCUUCUGGAGAAUAGCCUGGAACAGACUGUGGAGCCCAGUGAGGACCACAGCGAGGAGCAGAGUGAAGGGGGCAGCGAAGACCUUGGUGAGCCUGUUUAUGAAGAGCCAGCCAAUGCGAUAAGCGAGGAGCAGAGUGAAGCUGCUGUUACCGAGGACCAGCAAGAUCCUGCACCCCUAUCCUAACACCAGGCCUUCAGUGCGACGAUCUUUUCUCUUUCAACUGCAUGUGAUCUUGUGAUAGAGUUCAGAUAACAGGCCGGGAAGUGAUGGAGAAUGACUAUUGAUCAAGAUUUUGGUUUCCACAUGAUUUGUUUUCUUCAGUAGUCUUAUCUUCCGUCUCAAAUGCAGCUGGCCUAAAGGUUCAGUUUGGUGUGUGUUGAAAAUUAACCAAACUUAAUAGUAGGAAAAGACUGAAGCAUUAAUUAUGUCUCAGAAAUUACUGUGUGUGUAAGUGGUAUGGUGUAAAUACUGGAACAAAAGCGGCAGUUGUAUAGAUUUACGAUAAACCCCUUGUUAUCUGAACAUAUUUUCUUCAGGAACAACGAGAGGCACCACAAACACUGUUACUCAUCUACUGGCUCAGACUGUGCUACUUUGUUUUUCCUGAGGCAGAAAAAGAAAUCAGAAAAAAAAAAAAAAGCUAGCUCUCUUACUGAGAUACCCUCCCAUCCCAAAUGUCUAGUGGAAAUUUUUUAGUUAAGAAAAACUUCAGUAUUGCCAUGAGCAAUGGUGUUGCCUUCUUGAAUACCAGUGCCGUUUCUCACACUACCGAUAGCUGUCCAGGUGUGCUUGUUAGUUUACUGUCUAGGUGCUGCCUUUCCUAAGUCAGGGUGAGGAACAGUCCCGUAAUUUUUUGUGUGCAAAUCUGUUCUAUCUUAGAACUAAGAAAGCAGUGGUUUGUUAAAGAGCUUUUAAUGUAUAUUAAACCAUUGAUACUCAGAAAUAAUGGAUUCCUGCAAGGAUUCCUUUACUGGCCUAAACAUUUUCUAAUGUUUGGCAUUCAAGUGAAUGGAAGGAAAAAGACCGCAUGCCUAUAAAACUAGACUGUAAUAAUUACUUGGCUAAUUUUAGCUUAGCCUUCAUCAUUAUUUGUUCCCUCAAUAAUAGGAGAAAUAUAAAUACAGUUAGUUUAAAUGAUUGAAUUGGUGCUUGAAAUUCAGUGGUUUAGUUGUAAUUUUUAUACGGAUUAAUUCUAUUGAGGGAUAAGAUACUCAGCAAAUUGCAAAUUCUUUUUUACAGAAGUGUGAAUAACAGUCACAGUAAUUUUUUAUAAAUUGCAUACUUAAUAGACUUGCUAUAUAUGGUAAUUUUUCUCUGGUGGAGUUGCUAUAAGCCUUGCAAUUCUAAUGUGGCUAUCCUCUGCUAUUUUGGGCAAUGCAUGUAUUAUGCAUUGGAUAGUUGUUUUUUUAAGUUUUAUCAGAUGACUAUGUUUUUCUUAAGUACAUGUUUCCUACUUUAAAAAUAAUUACUGACAAAUAUGCAUUUCCUAUAUAUUUGUUUAUACUUUGAUUAUAAAAAAAACUUUCUGGUUUAUUUUUUAACUUGCUGCAUUGUUUUGAUAUCCUUUUUUUUGGUUAGAUGUUUAGAAACUUUGGAUGAGUUCAGAAGUCUUAAGUAUGCAAGUGUUUACGUGAUUGUGCCAUUCCAGAGUGCAUCAGAACUGUCAUUCCCUUCUAGUAUCUUCUCAGGAGUAAUACAAAUCAGGUAUUUCAUCAUCAUUUGGUAAUAGACAAACUCCAGUGAACUCCCUAGGACACCCACAACGUUUAUAUUCACAUGCUGUAUGUAAGGGUGUGGGUAUGUGUGAAGAGGUGAGUGCAGACCCUUACUCUGUGUUUGUGUGUAUCUCUAUAUAAGAAGAUACGCGCCACAUUGAAAAUACUCAGUGUAUAAUCUCUAUGUGUAUAGAUAUAUGUCCAUGUAUAUCUCUUUCCUUUUGUUUACAACUGUUCAAAAAAAAAAACCUCAACAUAGUUCUCUUCAAAAGAAGAGAGAGAGAUUCCAAGCAACCCAUCUUUUUUCAGUAUGUUCUGUACAUAAUUAGCAGAGAGCAUCAGUAAGCAUCAGGCAUAUGUAUCUGCCUAUUAGCAGCGGUGGUUAAAUCAUCAGGUCAGCAUGUGCUACUCCCUGCAAGAAAAAUACUAUGAGAUGAAAAGUAGUUCUAGGAGAAAAAAAAAAGCAUUUCUUUAAGUGAGGGAUACAGCUCUCCCUAAGAAGCAGGGAGUUUAUUUUGGGACAUCAGUUACCUUUGGGGUUGCUGUGUACAGUGAUUUAUAAUCGUGAUACUCUUGGGUGGUAGUUUCAAAAGACACUACUAAUAUGCAGAAAGCGUUCCAGUGCUCUAUUGCUGGCAACUACUGUUUAACAGUCAAUUAAAUCUGUGAUAAUUGUUGGAAGUGGGUGGGAUUAUGAAAUUGUAGGUGUUUUUAGAAAAACUUGUGAAUGAAAAUGAAUCCAAGUGUUUCAUGUGAAUGUUGAGCCAUUUCUAUCAUGCAUUCCUGUCUCAUGGCAGAAAAUUUUGAAGAUUAAAAAAUAAAAUAAUCAAAAUGUUUCAUUUGUUUCUCUAAA